ACGGCACCCGCGCUGCCCGCGGGGCGGGGCCGGCCUGGGCUGUCCCGGCUCGGCUGGGCUCGGCUCCGCACGGCCGGACCCACCGACCGACCCACCGACCUCCGCCCGCCCGGCGCCGGCCACCGGCCCCGGCCGCCCAUGGGGAGCGCGGCCCGGCGGCGGCCCGGCAGCAGGAGGCAGCGGGGAGGCUCCCCCGGCGGCCCCGCUCGCCCGUAGCCCGGCGGGGCAUGCCCGGCCCCAGGAUGCCGGCCUGGGGGAUCCUGCCCGUCACGCUGCCCGCCUUCACCAUCACCGGCAUGUGGAUCGUGUAUGCCAUGGCACUCUCCAACAACCAUAUCUGCCCCGUCCAUAACUGGAAUUACAACCAGUCGUGUGGUGUGGACAGCCCCGGCUCCUGCUGCACGCUGGACCACAUCCCCCUCGUCAGCAAAUGUGGCACCCUGCCUCCCGAGAGCUGCUUCUUCAGCCUCAUCUGCAGCCUGGGCUCCUUCAUGGUCAUCCUGGUGGGGCUGCUGCGCUACGCCCACCUCCUGGAGCGCCUCGGGCCGUCCCUCCUCAACACCCUGGGGCUGGCCACCGGCUGGGUCUGCGCCGCUGGCCUCACCAUGGUCGGCAACUUCCAGGUGGAUCACGCCAAGGUGCUGCACUACAUCGGAGCAGGGGUAGCCUUCCCCACCAGCAUGCUGUUCCUGCUCCUGCAGUCCAUCCUCACCUACCGCAUGGCCAAAACCCCCGGGCAGUACUGGACCGGCCACUUACGUAGCAUCCUCACCGCUGUGGCCUUCCUCACCCUUGUCUUCAGUGGUGUGUUCUUCAUCCAGGAGAGCUUUGUGCUGCAGCAUGUGGCUGCCCUGUGCGAGUGGGUGUUCAUCAUUGAUGUCCUGGUCUUCUAUGGCACCUUCACCUUUGAGUUUGGGGCCAUCUCCACAGACACCUUCCUGGUCCUGCUGAAAGCCAGCCGGGCCCCCAAAAGUUACAAAGGCGAGAGCAGUGUGUCCAGCACGGUCCACAUCCACAGCCAUGCAGAGGGCCUGGCCAUGGCCUGACCCCCACAUGGGGAGGCCUUAAGGCUCAUGGCGGGGACCCCCAACUUGGCAUGUGCUGGUGACUCCCUCAUCCUGAAUGUCUCAGAGACCCUGGCUGCCUCUGGGUGCGUGUGUGUGUGUGUAUGUGUGCAUGCGUGGGCGUGCGGUGCCCUCCCCUCCUGGUGGGAGCUGCGGCCGCAGCUCCUCCAGCAGCUGGUGUCCCCUGCAGGAGCUGCCCACUCCCUGCUCCCAGGGUUUGGGGUCACUGCGGAGGUGCCAGCCUGGUUCUGCCAUUGGCAGAGCCGGGGUGUGCCCCCGAGCCCUGCUGAGUCGGGGGCUGUUGUAGGCAAUCAUACAGAGGCCCCCUUCUGUAAGGGAUGUGGGGGAGCAGGGGGCUCGCCCUCCCCUCACCACCCAAGCCUGGUGCACUGGGGAGGAGGGAUCGCCAUUCCUCCCUCCCUCCCUCCUCCGCAGCCACCGGGGCAGGGUUAGGCAAGGCAAGCCUUCCAGCCGGCCACUGUGACUGUGUCCGAGGAGCAGAAAUCCCAGAGUGCCUUUUCCCUUCCUUGGCGGGUGAUGACAGUGCCGGUCUCUGCACCCCGAGUGAGGAUGGCAGCGGGGGGUGUCUCCCUGCCAGCCUGCCUGGGUGGGGGCAGUGGCUUGCACUGCUGCAGGGUGACACUAGCAGCCCCAGUGGGACCUGGCUGUCACUGCUCAGGGCCUUCUGUGCCUCCAGCUGAUGACUUUCCCGCAUUUUUUCAGCUUGGAGGAGAACUGCUGAGGCAGGUUUCACCUCCUGGGCCACGGCAUUCCCGUGCUUCCUGGCAGCCAGCUAGGUGAGGAAAUGGAUCUCUGCAUUUACCGUCAAACCAGGGAUGUCCUGCAAGCACAGCGCCUGCAGCGCGCUGGAUUUCCCCUCCAUAGCUCUGCCAGCUUAAGCUGACUCUGCAGGACAGCCCUGCACGCUGUCCCUGCGCGCCCCAGCCCCGCUCUCCCAGCCUGGGGAUGGGCUGCUGCCAGCCCUCCCACCCAGGGAGCGCAGGCACGGAGAGGCCACGCGUUUGUGUAGGAGCAGAGGAACCCCACACCCCGCUCUGCCAGGACUCCCAAAUCCGUCCUUCGGUGCCUUGCCCAGCGCUCAGCCCAGCCAGCGCCUGCCCAGUGAGAGCCCGUGCGGCUCAGCCCCAGCCUGCGGCGUCCUGGGCAGGGGCUGGGGUGUGGGGUGGGCUGUAUAGGGCGAUGAAUGGGUGUGCAUGUCUGUCUGUAUACAUAGAUCUACAUAUACAUAUAUAUAUACACAUAUAUGUAUAUAUAUAAAUUUUCCCUUGUCCCUGGAGAGGGGCAUUUGCUGCUGCUGUGCGCAUUGGUCAGGUUGGGCUUCCUGACUUGCCCACCUUUUCAAACUCGGCCUAUAAAUCCACCUGUAUAUGUAGUUCGAAGAGGAGCAUU
This is a messenger RNA of Chroicocephalus ridibundus (black-headed gull), 2474 nucleotides long. RefSeq names its product transmembrane protein 150A (gene TMEM150A). The record is from RefSeq and is a predicted model, not a curated record. The transcript is spliced from 7 exons. Bases 228 to 1046 code for a protein of 272 amino acids. Lineage: Eukaryota; Metazoa; Chordata; Aves; Charadriiformes; Laridae.